This is a messenger RNA of Musa acuminata subsp. malaccensis (wild Malaysian banana), 2427 nucleotides long. Its product is annotated as cation/H(+) antiporter 19-like. NCBI's taxonomy places the organism in Eukaryota, Viridiplantae, Streptophyta, Magnoliopsida, Zingiberales, Musaceae. Gene Ontology annotation, molecular function: antiporter activity. Gene Ontology annotation, cellular component: membrane; endomembrane system. Gene Ontology annotation, biological process: regulation of pH; proton transmembrane transport. The record is from RefSeq and is a predicted model, not a curated record.
AUGGUGGUGGCCGGGACGACGUGUCCGGAGCCGAUGGGGGCCACGUCGAACGGGUCGUGGCAGGGCGACAACCCGCUGGACUCCGCGCUGCCGCUCGCCAUCCUCCAGAUCUGCCUGGUGAUCGCCCUCACCAGGUUCCUGGCCUUCGUCCUCCACCCUCUCCGUCAGCCGCGUGUUGUCGCCGAGAUCAUCGGAGGUGUUUUGCUGGGCCCGUCGGCGAUAGGCCGCAGCGAGCGGUUCCUCAAAAUGGUGUUCCCGAAGCAGAGCUUGACGGUGCUCGACACGCUCGCCAGCGUCGGGCUCAUCUUCUUCCUCUUCCUGGUGGGGAUGGAGCUUGACCUCCGCGCCAUCCGCCGCACGGGACAACGCGCCCUGGCCAUCGCCAUCGCCGGCAUCUCCCUUCCCUUCGUCAUGGGCAUCGGCACCUCCGUCGUCCUCCGCCACACCGUCGCCAAGGGCGUCCCCGAGGCCCCCUUCCUCGUCUUCAUGGGCGUCGCCCUCUCCAUCACCGCCUUCCCCGUCCUCGCCCGCAUCCUCGCGGAGCUUAAGCUCCUCACCACCGACCUCGGCCGGAUGGCCAUGUCUGCCGCCGCCGUUAACGACAUCGCCGCCUGGAUCCUCCUCGCCCUUGCCAUCGCCCUUUCUGGCUCCGGCUCCCCCCUUGUAUCCCUCUGGGUCCUCCUCAGCGGCGUCGGCUUCGUCGCCUUCGUUGCCAUAUUCGUCCGCCCCGUCCUCGACUGGAUGGCCCGCCGCUCCCCGGAGGGCGAGCCCGUCAAUGAGAUGUUCAUCUGCGCCACCCUCGCUACCGUCCUCGCCGCAGGCUUCGUCACCGAUACCAUUGGCAUCCACGCACUUUUCGGCGCUUUCAUCGUUGGCGUCGUCGUGCCCAAGGACGGGCCCUUCGCCGGGGUCCUCAUCGAGAAGAUCGAGGACCUCAUCUCGGGGCUCUUCCUCCCGCUCUACUUCGUCUCCAGUGGCCUCAAGACGAACGUGGCCACCAUCAGCGGCGGUGAGUCCUGGGCUCUCCUUGCCCUCGUCAUUUGCACCGCAUGCCUCGGCAAGAUCUGUGGCACCGUCAUCGUCUCGCUUCUUGUCAAGGUCCCGGCACGGGAGGCCAUCGCGCUGGGCUUCCUCAUGAACACCAAAGGGCUCGUCGAGCUCAUUGUUCUCAACAUCGGCAAGGACCGCAAGGUGCUCAACGACGAAACGUUCGCCAUCCUGGUGCUCAUGGCUCUCGUCACCACCUUCCUCACUACGCCCAUAGUGAUGGCCAUAUACAAGCCCGCGCGGCGGUCCGCGCCCUACAAGCACCGCACCAUUCAGCGCAAUGACACCGACAGCGAACUUCGCGUGCUGGCCUGCUUCCACGGCAGCCGGAACAUCCCCACCAUGAUCAACCUGAUCGAGUCCUCUCGUGGCAUCCGGCGACGCGGCAUCACUGUCUACGCCAUGCACCUCAUGGAGCUGUCGGAGCGGUCCUCCGCCAUCUUCAUGGUCCACAAGGCCCGCCUGAAUGGCCUUCCCUUCUGGAACAGGAAGGGGGACUCCGAUAACGGUGCAGACCAUCUCGUGAUCGCCUUCCAGGCCUACCAGCAGCUCAGCAACGUCUCCGUCCGCCCAAUGAUCGCCAUUUCCGACCUCGAAACCAUGCACGAGGACAUCAUAACCAGCGCCGAUCAGAAGCGAGCUGCAUUCAUCCUCCUUCCUUUCCACAAGCUCCAGCAGAUCGAUGGCUCCAUGGAGUCGACAGGCCACGCCUAUCAUCUCAUCAACCGGCGCGUCCUCCGCCGUGCCCCGUGCUCCGUCGGCGUCCUCGUGGACCGCGGACUAGGUGGCACGGCGCAGGUUGUGGCCAGCGAAGUGUCCUAUACCGUGGCGACCCUCUUCUUCGGCGGAAGGGAUGACCGGGAGGCCCUCGCCUACUCGGCUCGCAUGGCGGAGCACCCAGGAAUCCAGCUCAUCGUGGUACGGUUCAUUCCUCCUCAAACAGGCAACUGGUUUCUCGAGAGGAGCCGCGGCGGAGGAGGAAGCGUGUCCAUAAUCGUAGAUGCCAACGAGAUCUCCGCCGACGAUGCCUGCAUCACCGAGUUCCGGGACAAGGUGUUAGCGUCCAACGAAUCCAUCAGGUACGACGACAAGGUGAUGGGAAGCAGGGUAGAGAUCAUCGCCGCCAUCAAGUCAAUCGGGCGGUGUAAUCUCUUCCUGGUGGGUCAGGCGCCUCCUAUCAUGGUCCUCUCUGAGAAGGCCGACAGCCCCGAGUUGGGGCCCGUGGGAAGCUAUCUGGCAUCGUCCGAGUUCUCGACGACAACGUCGGUGUUGGUGAUCAAGCAGCACGAUCCGACGGCAGACCCACCCGACCCGGAGAACGACGGGACGGAGAUCUAUGACGAGCCCGAUACACCCACAACUGACCUCUCUCGCCAUUAG